This is a messenger RNA of Uncinocarpus reesii 1704, 3591 nucleotides long. RefSeq lists its product as uncharacterized. The transcript is spliced from 6 exons. Gene Ontology annotation, cellular component: condensed chromosome; condensin complex. The record is from RefSeq and is a predicted model, not a curated record. Bases 1 to 3591 code for a protein of 1196 amino acids. Gene Ontology annotation, biological process: mitotic chromosome condensation. NCBI's taxonomy places the organism in Eukaryota, Fungi, Ascomycota, Eurotiomycetes, Onygenales, Onygenaceae.
AUGCCGGCCCGCUCUGGAACGCGCGCCUCUUCUGUUGCAUCCACGCGCAAAUCCUCCGUUCCCCCCUCGACUACAGGCGCCAAUGUCUUCAUACCCGAUGAACCCGCAGAGCCCACUAUCUCACCCAACUUACGUGCCAAUAUCGUAGAAAUAUUUGCGGAUGCGCAACGGUCGACAACCGGGCAUAGGAAACUGGUAGUGCGGCUGAGGAAGCUACAGGAAUCGUCUUGCGGGCUGCGACCCUCGAAGGAGAAAGAUAACAAGGGUAAAAGGCGAGACUCGGAGGUUUUUGAAAGCAGUUUCGGAGAAAAAGAAAAGCCUGCAGAGAGGGAGUUUAACAUUGAGAUAUCUCGAUGUCUAUUACGGAUACUACCAAUUAAAAAGACGGAGGGAGCGGCAGAUCGGGUACUCAAGUUUCUGGGGACAUUCUUGAGGGCAGCAACAGAUAAAGAUCUGGAAUUAUUUGGCCAGGGCGAUCCAGAUGAAACCCACACUCUACCGGAAACCCCAACUUCUAGGCUUACUUUUCAUAUUGUCUCUACUAUGAUUCCUUUCCUCGCAACAAAAGAGAAGACGGUACGAUAUCGGGCGACGCAAACAAUUUCACAUAUUGUUAACUGCUUGGACUCAAUUGAUGAUGAACUAUAUCACCUGAUUCGACAAGGGCUUGUCAAGAGAAUCAGAGACAAGGAACCGACUGUGCGAGUGCAGGCAGUGAUUGGGCUCGGAAGAUUAGCGGGUAACGACGAGGAAGAUGACGAUAACGAUCAAAACGACGGUAGCUCAGCUUUGGUUGAGAAAUUACUGGAAGUCCUUCAGAAUGACACAAGUGCCGAAGUACGGCGUACAUUGCUCCUUAACCUGCCCCUUACCCCAAUGACUCUACCUUUUCUUCUUGAGAGAGCCCGUGACAUUGAUGCAUCAACGCGACGUGCCUUGUACUCUAAGCUACUACCAACACUGGGCGAUUUCAGACAUCUUUCGCUGUCAAUGAGAGAAAAGUUGCUGCGAUGGGGUCUGCGCGAUCGCGACGAAACCGUCAGGAAAGCGACUGGGCGCCUCUUCUCUGAGCGUUGGAUUGAGGACUGUGCAAGCACUCAAAACGCAGGAGAAAAUACGAAUCAAGAAAAAGAUAAGCUUGCUACGCCUAGUAUGCCCGCUCUUACAGAGUUGUUGGAGCGCAUUGAUGUCGUAAACUCUGGGAUGGAAGGUGGCAUUGCCCACGAAGCCAUGAGAAACUUCUGGGGAGGCCGGCCGGAUUAUCGUGAAGCAAUUGUCUUCAAUACACAAUUCUGGGAAACAUUGACAGCAGAAACAGCAUUUAUGGCCCGAAGCUUCAACGAUUUUUGCCGCGAAGAGGGAGACGGAAGAUACGAGGAGCUUGCAGAUGAGAAGAUCCCAGAAGUCACUGCUCUCGCUUUUUACUUGCACAAGUAUACGACGACACUCCUGAUGAGGAUAAUGCACCCCCAACAAGCGGAAGGAGGAGAAGAGGAAACUAUGGAAUGCGAAUUUAUAGUUGAACAGCUUCUUUAUAUAUCUCUAACUUUGGACUAUAGCGACGAGGUGGGUAGAAGGAAAAUGUUCUCUCUCUUACGAGAAACAUUAGCGGUUUCAAAUCUUCCUGAGCAAGUGACGAAGCUCACUGUCGAAACCCUGCGGAAUGUUUGUGGACCCGACUCGGCUGCAGAAAACGAAUUUUGCAGUGUUGUACUUGAAGCUGUGGCCGAAGUUCACGACACAAUUGUAUACGAAGAGAGCUUCGUUUCUGCCAAGUCGGAAAUCAGCGAUGCGAGCUCCACGAGAGCUCGUUCAGAAACGCCUGGAGGCGGUAAAGAGGCUGAAGAAACGCCAUUCAACAAGGAAGAAGCCAAGGCUAAGGUGCUUAAAGAGAUCAUGGUCAAUAUGAAGUGCCUGUACAUCGCUCAAUGCAUGCUCCAGAACGUUGGGGGGAAUCUGCAAGAUAACGUUCAUUUGGUGACGAUGUUGAACAAUCUAGUCGUCCCAGCGGUCAGGAGCCACGAGGCCCCAGUGCGUGAGCGUGGCUUGGAAUGUCUUGGUUUAUGCUGUUUGUUGGACAAAACACUCGCUGAGGAAAACAUGAGUCUGUUUAUCCAUUGUUACAGCAAAGGCCAUGAAGCUCUGCAAGAAAUGGCAUUACGUAUUCUCUCCGACAUACUCACGGUGCAUCAUACGAUCCUUCUCCCAGUAAUAUCGCAAAAUGACCCGAAUGCUGUCACGCCACCACCAUUCCAAAAACCGCUGCUGAAAGUAUUCGCAAAGGCUCUAAAGACGAACUCCCCAGCAUCAGUGCAAACUAUUGCGGUGACGUCUUUAGCAAAGUUACUACUCACUGGCACACUUUCUCCAUCAGGUCCUUCGGUGCCGCCCUCUAUCAAAGAAUUGAAUGAAAGCUCCAUCGAUACCCUUCUUCAGGCGCUUGUUCUUUCGUUCUUCCAUCCCCGAACUCGUGAAAACUUGUCUCUAAGGCAAGCACUAACAUAUUUCCUUCCUGUAUACUGCCAUUCCAGGUUAGUCAAUGCGCAGCACAUGCGCAAGAUAGCAGUACCGGUUAUUCGUGUUGUAUUGGCGGCCGCAGAUGACUUCUAUGCUCUUGAAGCAGAGGAAGACAGCGACGGAGAGAUCGACGAGAGUCUCGGAAUGCUUGUCGAAUGGACAGAUGAUCGACGAAUUAUCGGCCUCAAUCCCGAAACGCCGUUGCCCGGCACAUCAAUAGUUCCAAACCCGCCUUUGAAACCAAGCGAGAGCCUUCACCUUGCUUUAGCCAAGGAUUUGUUACAGCGUGUCUUGGGCGUCGGGGGAUUUAGCGCUGCACCGAGAGAAGAGAGAAAACUGUUGCUUUCGAUGCUUGGGAAACUAUAUAUCCCCGUUCCUCCCUCGGCUCCUUCAAGGCCUGGCUCUCGUGCGCCUGAAGGUCCCGACGAACGGGAAAACCUGCGUUCGAGUAUUAGAUCGGGCCGAUCAGACCAAGAACAGGGAACCAUUGAAGAUGACGGCGAGUUACUUCUAGAAGUCAAAGAGCUGCUUAAUCAAGCCAUUGCUUCCAACGUCGCGUCAGACGCCACGGGAAGAAAUGCACUGGUCAAAGCCAAGAAUGCGGUAUUGAAAUUACUUGCUGCAUGCCGACCUGCAGGAGCGUCUGGGAAGGAUAAGGAUUCGUCGUACGUUAAAGAAGAACCUGAGGAUGAUAGCUAUUUGCGUGAAAACAGGAGGAGUGUCAGUGUUGUUAGCGGCAGAUCCAGCGUGGCUCCGAGCGAGUUGGCUGCUGUGGAGGAAGAGGACGAGGGCGACGAAACGAUUGUUGUGGGAAAGCCGAGUGGUAGACGCUCGCUGGCGUCAGAUGCCGGCACGGAAGUCUCUGUGCAAACAACAAAAAAUGCAAGGAAAGGCAAUCCACCAAGCCGCACUCCAAAAACCGCCCACCAUCCCAAUGUUACCAACCCAGUCGAUAAAAGGCCAAAAAGCGCUCCAUCCAACGACCAAAAAGCUAGCCCGCUUUGCCCAACUCAACAAGCAUCUCCAGAAAGAAAACAAACCAAAAGAUCCAAAAAGCAACCUAAAUCAAGCUGA